GCGGUUGACUGUAGUCUGCAGAUUGGACUCGCCACGCAUGUCUGAAUUCUUUCGCAGCGAGGAUGGGACGUUGGUCCGCGUAACUAAUUAUCAUAUUACUAAUUCGGACUGCUGCUUUUUAUUAUUACUAUCGUUUCCACCAUCCCCGACGGAUUUACAAAGCAUCUCUUCUGAGCCUGCGAGGAGAUUCAACACUUUGGACAGACUAGUGGAUUGACGGCUGAGGGGAAGCUACCACGUGGCAAGAAGGAGGAGGGAGGGGGAAGGAUGGAUAUUCAACCUGGUGGAAGAGCCUCCCCGCGGGGUUGCCGGCGUAGGACGCAAGGCCUCCCGGGCCGUUGACCUGCCGUCUGUGUGAUUUAUGGCGGUGUUGGGAGGGGGGAGGCUCCAGGCCACUGCAGACUCCUCGCUCUGGGUGCACCGGCAUCUGCAGGACGCAUACGUGGAGGGAUUCUAAGCCAGGCGUGCGUAAAUCCACGAGCCGGAUCGCUGCUUUGUACGCAGAACUCCUCCCUUGAUAUUCCUGCACUGCAGCAAUCCCCCGUCUCACGUCUGUUAGACCAAGCCGGCUGUGGCAGUGCGUGUGGAUUACCAUCAGUCAUGGCGUGUCGGCCGUAGAGCUCCGCCGCUCGCGGGGGGCGGGCCCAGCGAAAUCGAUGGAAGUAACAAAGUGAUGCUCCAGUACUGGCGCGCCCGCUCGUAGUCGGACGUUAAGACAAUCCCCCCCGGAAAGGUGUCAAGUGUGAGCCAAUAGGUGCCCCCGCCAUGGUGUUGCCGCCUCCCGAUAAACGCCACGUGUGCUUGACCACCAUUGUCAUCAUGACCAGCAUGGCCUUCAUGGACGCCUACCUGGUGGAGCAGAACCAAGGCCCGAGAAAAAUCGGCGUGUGCAUCAUAGUGUUGGUGGGCGACGUGUGUUUCCUCAUCGUGCUACGCUACGUAGCGGUGUGGGUCGGAGCCGAGGUGCGCACGGCCCGGCGGGGCUACGCUAUGAUCCUCUGGUUCUUGUACAUUUUCGUGCUGGAGAUCAAGCUGUACUUCGUUUUCCAGAAUUGCAAAGCCGACAGGAAGAGUCUGGAGACGGUGGCGCGGAAAGCAUUGACGUUACUUUUAUCCGUGUGCGUGCCCGGUUUGUAUUUGGUUCUGGUGGCUCUCGACAGCAUGGAAUACGUCAGAACUUUCCGGAAGAAGGAGGACAUGCGGAGCCGUCUCUUCUGGGUGGCGUUGGACUUGCUGGAUCUUCUGGACAUUCAAGCCAAUCUGUGGGAACCCCAACGCACGGGACUCCCCAUUUGGGCUGAGGGCCUGAUGUUCUUUUACUGCUACAUCUUGCUCCUCAUCCUCCCCUGCGUGUCGCUCAGCGAGAUCAGCAUGCAAGGCGAGCACAUGACCCCCCAGAAGAUGAUGCUCUACCCGGUCCUGAGCCUGGUCACCAUCAACAUGGUCACCAUCCUGAUCCGAGGCGUCAACAUGGUGCUCUUUCAGGACAGCCGCGUGUCCACCAUCUUUGUGGGCAAGAACGUGGUGGCCAUCGCCACCAAGGCUUCCACCUUCCUGGAGUACCGCCGGCAGGUCAAGGAGUUCCCUCACCCGCAGAACGCCAUGGCUAUGGAACUGCAACAAAACUCGGUCGGGCACACGCAGACACUGCCCAACGCUACCGCUUUGCCGCACGAACCCACUCCGGCUCAGGACGUCAUUGACACAUGACGCUCGACGUUGGAAUGAGGUUGAAGCUUCUCUAGACAGAAGAAAAAAAAAGAUGGGGGAAGGGGAAAAAAUCAUCUACAAACUUGGUCACGGGACAAAUUCAACUGGGUACCACCAUCAUGUGUUUUAAAAGUUCAGACUGCGCCGAGAGACUCCAAAACCCAACGGAGCAGGAAAUUUAUGUUGUGUAAAAAAUGUGUCCCUCUCGCUUUAAGUGUCUUCUAUUUUCUAAAGGUCACCGGUACCAGCACCAAACGAGGCAACGUUUAGCUUCCCCCGUUUCCCUCCAAUUGGGAGAAAAGAGGAGCAGACGUUGACAUACGGCCACGGCGAACCACUUGGCGCGUUGCGGCAACGGGUCGAUAGCGGCAACGGGUCGAUAGCGGCCCGACGCUCGGCCUUCGUGCGUUUGUGUUGUGUAACCUGAGGAAACCGCAGCCUCGGGCGCUUUGGAACUACGGGUUUGAUUAAAGCCAAGCACCACAGAGGCACUGCGAGCACACACACAAAGACACACAUUACGUCGGAAGAGCAUGCACACAAUUCUAUAUGCCUGCAAGUAUGUGUGCAAAUGUGUGCUUGUUUACCACAGGUGGGAGGGGCCUGGGGCGGGGUUAUUACAGGUCAUUUUGUAACACAGGCGUGUGUGUUUAUGUGUGAAGUGCAAGUGAGAUAAAAUUGUGUGUUGAUGUUUGGAGGAGAGAAAAAAAAUAUAUUUCUCAACUGUACAUUCCUCAAAAUGUGUCAAAAGUAAAAAAAGAAAUAUCAGAGUGUUUUGUUCACAGAGAUAAAAAAAAAAAGAAGAAAUUAAAUAUGUGCAACAGACUUUAGUUUCAUUCCUAAUAUUGUUGUCGUUAUGAUUACGCUGUACAUUAUCUACGAGCGG
Messenger RNA from Syngnathus typhle (broad-nosed pipefish), 2596 nucleotides. It is a transcript of the gene tmem121ab, whose product is annotated as transmembrane protein 121Ab. The transcript is spliced from 2 exons. NCBI's taxonomy places the organism in Eukaryota, Metazoa, Chordata, Actinopteri, Syngnathiformes, Syngnathidae. Bases 766 to 1710 code for a protein of 314 amino acids. The record is from RefSeq and is a predicted model, not a curated record.